This is a messenger RNA of Nothobranchius furzeri (turquoise killifish), 4072 nucleotides long. RefSeq names its product BCL6A transcription repressor a (gene bcl6aa). Gene Ontology annotation, biological process: regulation of transcription by RNA polymerase II. Lineage: Eukaryota; Metazoa; Chordata; Actinopteri; Cyprinodontiformes; Nothobranchiidae. Gene Ontology annotation, cellular component: nucleus. Gene Ontology annotation, molecular function: DNA-binding transcription factor activity, RNA polymerase II-specific; protein binding. The record is from RefSeq and is a predicted model, not a curated record.
CGCUCUGUUUAUAAAACAAUGUGUGGUUUCUGUAUGAGAAAACCGAUCCGGCAGAUGGCAUGAGCUCCAAAAGUUCCUCCAUGUUGAAGGCACUGCUGCUCCACGGUUCAGCUCAUGAGGCUUAAUGGGAUUUUAAAGUCUACAUUCAGAUGAUUUCUAUAUAGAAAAACUGGGAUUAUCUUUCAGGCUGUUUAAUCUCCCUCGCUCUCUCUCGCUUUUUUUUUUUUUCCCCCGAGCCUGCCCCACCGUUUUAGCACUCGUGGAAAAGCGGAGUGACUGUGAGCGCUGCGAUCAAUGGACGCUAGAGUGCAGACGGCCUAUCAGCUCAGAGAACCAGAGAGAUGCCCUGUGGACCAUUCCUCUAACGUGGAGCACGCUCAGUCGAUUUGAUUCACUUCAGCCCGGCUGCCGUGCCCGCCUUUCCAGAAGAGUUCCACAUCGUGCUCAACAGGGACGGGAACGAGGCUUCACCAGGCUGCGCCGCCACUGCUAGACGCCGACCUGGUGUCCUCUUUCACUGAGGAGCAGCUUCAUCGCUCCAAGCUCAGAGGGGGGUGGGGGCGGGCACCGGUCUGCAUCUUGGACCAUCUAGCUCCUCAGCAGAAAACUAAAACUCCACUGAGAACAGCAGGAGAGGUUCUCUCACUUCCUGAGCUGGACUAAGAACUGACCAUCCACCUGACUCCCAUCAUGCCUAACUCCUUCCAGCAGAGAAAAGCCCAACAAAUGCUCCUUCUCUGCCAGGGAGUGAAUGGGACGAGGAAAGACCGAGAACCUGUGGUUUGGAACCACCACAAACAGGGCUUCCAAGAACUCGACAAAAUGGCCUGUGCAGCUGACAGCUGCAUACAGUUCACACGCCAUGCAAGCGAUGUCCUCCUGAACCUAAAUCGGCUGCGGAGCAGAGACAUUCUCACGGAUGUCACCAUCUUGAUCAACAGGCAGCAGUUUCGUGCACACAAAACUGUUCUCAUGGCUUGCAGUGGGCUGUUCUACACCAUCUUCACCGACUCCCACAAAUGCAACCUUAAUGCCAUCAGUCUGGACCCAAAGGUGGACCCAGAGGGCUUUGCCAUCCUGUUGGAGUUUAUGUACACUUCCCGUCUCACACUAAAGGAAAGUCUGAUCGUGUCCAUCAUGAACACAGCCAUUUACCUGCAGAUGGACCACGUUGUGGACACCUGCCACAGAUUCAUCAAAUCCAGUGACCCGACUGCCAAGUUGUCCAGAGAUGAGUUUUUGGUCAGUCCCCUGGUUUUACCUCAGGAUGUCCACGCGUACCGGCCCCACGAUGUUGUCGACAGUUUGCACAGCCGCAUCGCUCCGUUCAGGGAUGGAAGGCCCUACGGCACAAACAUGUUCAGCGGGGUCAGCACCCCCAGCAACUACCAUCUCUACGGGCAGUUCCCCAUGCCAGGAUUCCCCUUUCCUCUCUGCAAGCUGACUGAUACCAAAAAUGCUUUUGCUGACCUCUCAAAAAGUGGAAUCCACCACAAGCACUGUUCUCCUCAUGACAGCAGUAGCAUCAGGGCAGAAUACACCCGGGCACUUGGCUCCAGCUACUCAAGCAUCAUCCACUCCACUACCUAUGCAUCCAGGGAGGUGGGGAGAGAUGAUGAUAUGAGGAAGGAGGGACACGAGGGCGUCGGGCAGCCUAUCAACUCGAGGAAGCGAGGGCUUCCCGUGUUGACUGUCGAGCACCAAAAGGACAGGGAUCACACUCCGCAGGCAGAAGAGGACCUCAUUCAUCAGCACUACCCGCUGGGAAUCCCCUCCACAGGACGGAAGAGUCUCAUGAGCAGCCCACAGAGCCCCCUCAAGUCUGACUGUCAGCCCAACUCCCCAACAGAGUCCAGCAGCAGCAAGAACGCCAGCCUGUCUCAUAUCGGUGGAGGACAAGCUCCGCAGGGGGCAGCCGACCCUAAAGCCCGUAACUGGAAGAAGUACAAGUUCAUCGUGCUGAACCAGAGUGCAAAGGAAGACGAGACAGGGCUGAGGGACCCGGGGCUCCACUCCCCUCAGCGCCUCGGCCUGCAGCACUACCAUCACCCCUCAGACUCCGAGCACCUCGACCCUCAAACAACCAGCAAGAGUGGCGAUCACAGCGAGGAUCUGCCCGUGCCACAGGCGAGUCGGCUCAACAACAUCAUCAACAGUGCACUUGAGGGGUCGCUGAGGAGCAGCGACGGCCACCCUCCACACUACCUGAACCGCCUCAGCUGCUCCACCUGUGGCUCCCAGUCCACGCAGCACUCCGACGUCUGCCCCAGCAGCUCCCGGUCCCGCCUCUCAGAGGACAUGGCCGAGCUCCACUCAGAAUACUCCGACUCCAGCUGUGAAAACGGCGCGUUCUUCUGUAACGAAUGCGACUCCAAGUUUGCCGACGACGAAGCUCUGAAGCAACACAUGCUUCAAGUGCACAGCGACAAGCCAUACAAGUGCGACCGCUGCCAGGCUGCUUUCAGAUACAAGGGCAACCUCGCCAGCCACAAGACCGUCCACACAGGAGAGAAACCGUAUCGCUGUAACAUCUGUGGUGCUCAGUUUAACAGACCAGCUAACCUCAAGACUCACACUCGCAUCCACUCAGGAGAGAAGCCAUACAAAUGUGAGACGUGCGGAGCCCGAUUCGUACAGGUUGCUCAUCUUCGAGCCCAUGUUCUGAUCCACACGGGCGAGAAGCCGUACCCGUGUGAGAUCUGUGGAACUCGCUUCCGUCACCUGCAGACGCUGAAGAGCCACCUGCGCAUACACACGGGAGAGAAGCCCUACCAUUGUGAAAAAUGCAACUUGCACUUCCGCCACAAGAGUCAGCUCCGGCUGCACCUCCGGCAGAAGCACGGCGCCAUCACCAACACAAAGAUCCAGUACCGGAUGGCUACGGCCGACAUAGCCACUGACUUGACAAAGGCAUGCUAGGCUGAAUUGAUAAUCAUGCAGGCAAUCUUGACCUUUAUAAACCCCGACGUGUACAAUCUUCCAAAAGUGUCAAAAGCGUAGUGCCACACUGUGUUCAAUAGACAAUUCAAUUGGCUGCAUUUGCCAUUCAAACGGGUUUCCACUACAUGUGAACAUAGAGCUGCUGGAGGCUCCUGAGUCACUUUACGGUUUCUAUAUAGAUAGAAAUGAUAUAUACAUAUAUGUGUGUAUAUAUGUGUGUAUGUUGGGAGUGUUUUUAAGCUUUGAAGGCACCUAAAUAAAGCUUUAUUUUGAGAUGGAUAAAAUGUAAACAAUGUUUUUGCAAAUACAGUAUUUUAUAUCAGAGAACUUAAUUUUCUGAGAGUAUUGAACAUUUUGACAGGUGGUACAUAUAUUUUGAGAUAAAAGGCUUUACGGCUGUAUACGGUCUGUACAUUUUUAUGUCGUCGAGUUGCCAUGUUCAGAGGAAGGGAUGGGACUGGAGCGUGUCGGGUGGCUGUCGCUGUCUGAAACACAAGCGUUUGGUACUUUCUCACAGAGAGCGGGCGACUGCAUAACUAUUGUGACAUUGUGUGAUUGCUCUCUGCUGGCAGAGCCAAUCUGAGUGGUGAACUCUGUUUGCAGGUACUGCUUUGUAAUGACCAAGAAUUUGCUUCAGAUGUAUUUGUAUAGACGUGAAUUUUCUCUUUCUUUUCGGUUUAUUUGCUUUUCACAAGUGAAGGUUUACAGUUUUUGCUCUUUGUUCCGGACCCUGACGUAAACUUGUGUCAAUGUUCAGUUUGUAGAUACACUGUGUAUUCAAUGUGCCUUUCUCUAGGGUGACUGAAUUUCUCUGCGUUCAGCCCAGGUCUAAUAAGGUACAACUCAAGGACAACGCGUGUCCUGGAUCCCCGUGUGUGUGAGCGUGUGUGUGCGUGUGUAUAUAUAUUUGCAAAUGCUCGGCCGUAACAUUAGAACAUAAAAUUAUUUCAUUGUAAAUUUUCAGGAUUUUUCUUUUCUUUUGUAAAAUAAAUACUGAAAAAAAUGCAUUAAAAUUGUUGUACGUUAUAAAUGUAUGAAUGUAAAAUAAAGGUACUGAGUUUCUAUGUAUUACAACUAGAAUCUGUCGUGUUUGUGGAGAAUGACCACCAAUAAAUGAGCAGUUUUUCUCUCA